AAAAAUCAAUAACAAAAAGGAAGUGAAGAGCCAGAAAACCAGUUGAAAAAGUUUUAUAAAUAAUAAGAAAAUAACCGUAGAAGAAGAUAUUCAAUUUGCAAUUCUGUUUCGAUUUUAAUCCGUUCGUUUUCGUGCUCCGUGUGUGUUCCCCUUCGUUCGUAUGUGUCGUGGUUUUACCGUUACAAUUCCGAAUAUCUCGAAGAAAUAGAUAAAACAAAAUGCAAAAUAAAAGGUCAUGAGAAAUAAUCAAAGCAUAUGAAGAAACCAAAACCAAUUAUUGUUCAUUAACUAAAAGAGAGACACAAAUGGUUUUUUCGCUCUACCUUUUGAGCUACUGUUCUCACAGCAAUUUUUGAACGGAACUUCAGAGUCCGAAGCAACAUCAUUAACAACAAAUUCCGACAAAUAAAUAUACAAAAAACUACAACUUUAACAAACACAACAUCCAUAUAAUAUAAUCAUAACUAUAUAAUUAAUUAACUAUAACGACGAAAUCAACCAGAAAACCAACGAUACAUCAUUCAUUUGGGAGCCUCCAAAAGGCCGACGGCUUUUUGCUUUUGUGUGGACUUUUUUGCACAGCGAAUUUUCUUAUCUCUGGAAAACAGCGCCAACAAAACAACAAAAAACAACGAUUAUGGCAAAGGAUCCGGCCACAUCACGUAUACCCCGCCUGGAUGGCCAUACCCGGAUACCACAGCCGGGAAACUUUGGCUUCGCACCGAACACCACCUCACACAUACGACCGCCGACGAGCACUGGGAACACACUGAAGGCCACACAGAUCUUUCGCACCCCAGCACUGGCAUCGGCAUCGGCACCGACAGCGGCUAAGACGCGUCCUGCCAGCGCUUAUACGGCAUCAAGUGGCGCCACAGGCCCGCUAAGGGAUCUGGGCAGCAGCAUCAAGAAGAGCGCCAGUGGCGAGAGGAUCAACAAUGCGGUGAGCCUGCUCAGCAAGCGGACCACCACAGUGCUCAAGAAAUACUUUGGCAACAAUAAUGGAAUGAUCCGGAGCAGUUCUCCAGGGGAAUCGCCAGCGCCAGCAACAGCGCCAGCUGCAGGCAAUCCCAAGCAAUCGCCGAUGACGAGCUCAUUGCCGGUGACGCCCAUGCCGGGCGGGAAGCGGGCCAUGGUCAGCAGCCAGCAGCUGACCAGCAGCACACCCAUGCCCCUGCUGCGGUCCGAGACCUUCGUCUGUGACGAGGAGGAGGAGAAGAAGAUGUCGCCACAUCUGAACCGAACGCGAUUGGAGAGCACACGAAUCUCCAGCCUGGGAUUUGGUGAAACUUUGGACAUGGACUCACCCGAUGCUAAUGCCACGCAGCUCCUGGCAAGAGAUGCCACGCGCAUCUUAAAGGAUACACCCAAGACCAUGCUGGAUCAGGCCCAUCAGGUGAUGAAGGGCUUGGCCAAGAUGAGCUCCUUGGGCUCCCCCAUAGCCCAUGAAUCACCGUCCCUGAGGAUGCCAGCGAAAGAUGCCACCCUGACGAUUGUGCCGCAGAGUCUUUCGCCGGGAUUCGGCAAAACGAUGCAUGGGAUGGCGCAAGAUUCUGUGGCAGCCAAUGCCACCCACACCAUCAACAGCUCACCGAUGUUGGGCAGGACUAUGUUGGUGAUCCAGCCAAGGGAUUCGACCAGAACCAUCGCAUCCCACUCGACCGGAAUGGGAAACCUCACCAGAACCAUCGAUGCACCGGGAGAUGUUACGAAGUUUAUUGCCAACGGAGGCAAUCUGACGAAGAGCAUGGACCAGCUGCCACUGCUGGAGCACAUGUCCAUGCCGUCGGGAUUGGAUGUGGUGGCCAGUGGCAAGGGCGGUGGCGCCACAGGGAGAUCGGAGACCGAGCUGGACGACACGCUGGACGUGACGUUGACUCCGAUGGCGCCGGACAAGGCCAACAUGAAGCUGCCGCUGAACUCCACGCUGAACACGGAGCGCCUGCUCGACCUCAGUGGCCUCCAGUCGCCGGCCCGACACAUCCAGCUGCUGAAUCUGACGCGGGAGUUCAUGGAGGCCACGCCGCACAGGAAUGCCGCUCAGAUGGUACGCCGCUCCAUGGGCCAGCACACGCUGCUGUGCCUCUCGCCCCAGUCGGCGACAACGACGCCGCAUGGGAUGCGGCUGGGCCAGCAGACGCCGCAGCCGGUGCACUUGCUGUCGCCGCUGCUGAAGCAGGCACAGAGCGAAAUGAUGCUCCCGACGCGAACCCCGGAGGCCGAAGGGCACCGAACGAUAGAGAACACUUUGACAGCGUCGAGGAGUCGCACACGCUACAGCUUCGGCCUGGAUCUGCCAGACUCCACGCUGGACUGCUCCAUCGAGCUGGUGGACAACUCGUUCUCCUCCUCCCAGCAGCAGUUGCAGCAGCUGCAGCAGCAGCUCCUCAAGAAGCAGAGCUCCUUUGACAUGGACGAGAGCCUGGGCAUCCUGACGCCCGACCAAAUGAAGGAGUUCCUCGACUCGCCGCACAACAAUAACAUCCACAACAUGGAGCUGCAGCUGGCGGCGGGCGGACAUCGGAUGCACCACCCCAACAUGCAGCAGUUGCGCAUGGAGCAGACGCCCUCCCCGGAGGAACUGCCUCUGGAUCCCAUCGAGAUCAAAACGGAGAUCGUGAAGCAGGUGGAGGCAGCCCCCCAGCCGCCGCAGGUGUGCCCCUCUGCGGGGCAGUCGAAGCUCAGCAACAGCUUCAUCACGAGCGUCACCAGUGUCACCAGCCUGGACACGGGCUACCAGGGCGAUGGUGAAAUGUCGCGUCCAGCCUCGCGUGGCGCCUCCGACCACAGCCCCAGCAAUGGCCCACAUUUGGGGCGGGUGAGCCGCCAGCCCAGUUUUCCGCCACCCAUCCCGGCGGCAGCUCCAGCUGCGGCGCCCAUGCGGCGCCAGGACCCGAUGACGGACUCUGAUUUCUUCACCGAAUCCGAUGCGGACGAUGUGCUGCAGCGAGGCGAUCGACGGGCCCAAGUGAUCGAUGGUCAGCUCUAUGGCCCCACCAUGCAGCCGAGUGCCUCGGUGCCCCAGAUGGAGGACUCGUGCAUGGAGUCUUCGGGAAUCUUCACAGAUGUGGAGAAUCGUUGCGAUGAGGAGAUGCGGCAGCCGGAGCUGGAGGUGGAUCCGGAUGUGGAUAUGUCGCCGGAUGACUCCACACAAACAAUGCGCAAGGCUGGAUCGGGAACAGGAGGGGCAGGUCAAGGUCAUUCGCAGCAGCAGCAACAGCAGCCGCAGCAGCAGCGACCCCCCAGCAGCUGUCUCUCUUCCUCUUCGGCGGCCACAACGCUUUCGAAUCGAACUUCGUACUGCAGCGUCGAUGGGGGGAGCACGAAGAGCUUUACCGACGAAGCUUUCGUGCCGACGGCGGCCGGCCCAGCGAGUGCCGGUGGCGAAUGCUGCCGAUCAUCGUUGGGUCUUUCAGUUCAGCCCACAGCGUCGCCGCGUCCACACGCCUCGUUGUCGUCGCUCUGCACCGUCGAGACAUACCGCGGCUCCACCUCCUCCAGUUCGUCGAUAGCCUCGCCCAAGUCGUGCAAAGCUCUGACCACAACAACCGCAAGAUCCACCAACGUAUCGGGCACCCCUCGCAGCUCCAAGUCGCCGCGCAGUGGCAAAGCCUCGCCCGCGUCUCGCAAAUCGCAUACGCCCAAUAAAUGGGAUGCCGUUAUGAAUAAGAUCGCCAGCAACAAGCCGUUGAUCAAAACCAACUAUAAUGAUGUGAAAUCGAAAGUUUCCAGCACCCGUGCUGCCAUGGCGGGGGGCCAGAACUCUGGCUGUGGAUCCACGCCUCUCCAGGGCUCUGGCGCCGGUUCCACUCCCGUUCAGGGCUCCUCGAACUCUGUGUCCAAGGCCACCACGCCCAGUCCGCGGGGCAGUCCCAGUGUCAGUGCCAGGCGUUCGCCCUCGGCCACCCCCAAGGUCGUCCCGCGACACCCCCUCGUUGUAAAGAGAAGCAGCAGCAGCAGCACCGCCACCACCUCGAAGACGGCCACACCAUCACCGCCCCCGUCAACGCGGCAGCCACAGGAUAAAGGCUCAGUUGGCAACGGCGCUGGUGUCGGCAUACGGUCUAGCUCCAAGUUCCCAACGUCACCUACAUCGCCGCCGACCAAGAGAUUGCAGUCGACGCUUAUCAAUCGCGGACACUCGUAUAGCAAGGAUAGCCACAAGUCCUCGCACAGUGAUCUACGAUUGCUGUGCAGCGGUGAUGUCACUGCCACUGCCACACAGGCAGCAGCGCCUGGGAGCGGCUCACCAAAGCUAUUGGCAAAAACUACACUGCGGGCUGCCAAAAAGCGUGAUGUGCGCAAUCUGAGCAUAUCGCCAACCGAUCUGGGCCCGCCGCCAAAGACCCAACAGACCGCCAAGGGACAAUCCACACGCAGCAAAUCAUCUGCAACGACCACGCCUACAUCGAUACAAAAACGCUUAAAUGGAACUUCAACAGCAGCAGUCCCGGCUGCAACAUGUAUUAGUAACAACACCAAAAGCGCUGCAACAAAGGCUGCAACUGCAACACAAAUCAAACAGCAAUCGCCGCAAUCUAAACUUAAAAUUUCAUCUGUUAAGAGCUCCCCAAUUGUUAAAAUUUCCGAAGAAUCUUUGCGUUCUGGCGUGGAUCAAACGGAGCUGCUGGAGCUCAAUGGACAGUCCUCGAAUGGAUGCCCGACACCGCCAACGCCGAGGGACUCGAAACGGGCUUCCCUUAGCCAAGAGUCGCUCUGCGUUUGCGGUGUCUCCGACAUUGGGUGCAAAUGUCAGACGGAACCCAAGCUCAAGAAGUGCGAAUGCAAACCAGUCAAUGCCCCGAAACAGACUGGAUCCGAUGCAGUCGCAGCUAAGGAGAUGCUCAAACAGGAUGAGAAAGAUCAGGAAAACAUAACCCGUAAUAUAACUAGUACAAAUAAGUCGAGCCCAGUCUGCGAAGCCAUUGGAAAGUCGUGCAGUUCGAUGACAGUGCUUGCCGGUCCCCGCGGGGACAUAACCAUCCAGUAUCCCGCCCUGAAGCCCUUCACUAAGAAUAAUGUGCUGGACUAUGAUCGCUUGACAGAGUUUCUCGAUGCUAACCUCAGCGAGAGGCAGCAGGAGCAGCGUCAGAUGAUGGGACUCGCUGUAAUGGUUCAGUUCAUGUCUCAAAAGCUGGAUGCAUGCGCCUGCGCGGAGACCAAAGAGCAGUGUGCCCGGGACAGAAGUGCCCUGGAGGAGACGAUCGGGCUGCUGCAGCAGACGCAGCGGGAUUGCGAGGAACUGCGCCGAGAGCUGCACGCCAAGGAUGUGGAGUGGGCCCAGCGGCAGCAGGAACGGGAGCAUUUGCAUCGCACUGAACUGAAGCAAGCCGAAGAUAAAGUAAUGGAGGUGCAAAUGCUUGCGAAGCAAAGGUUCUGCGAGUUGGAGGCCCAGCUGCGGGCCAAGGACGAGGAGCACAAGUUGGUGCAGGAGGCCUACCAGUUGGAGGUCUCGCACAAGCUGGCCCUCAAGAUGGAUCAGUUGACUACCGCCGAGGUACAGAUUAUGGAUCUGCAGUCGCGCCUGCAAAAGGCUGCUGUACAGGAGCAGGAGCUGCGCGACAGACUCAUCCGCAAGAAGAACAUCCACACCACCAGCAUUCACGAGGCAGCCCAGCGCGAACAGGAGCUUAACGAGCGCGUCCAGAGCCUCACCAAGGAGCUGAACACGUUGCGGGCCAGCAAGGAGUACAGCGAGCGCGAUCUGCGCGAUCGUCUGACCCUCUCCCAGGACGAGAUAUCCGUGCUGCGCACCUCGUCCCAGCAGCGUAGUCCCAGCACCAGCACCAGUCUGACCGACACCAGUGCUGAGCUGUGCCGCCUGACCAGCGAGGCGGACAGUUUGCGCUGCGUCCUGGAGCUGAAGCAGGCGGAGAUUUCGUCGCUGUCCAAGGAGAACGCGGACCUGAAGCGCGAGGGCGAGGAGCGCCUCAAGCUGGCCAAUCAGCUGGAUCUGCUGAAGUCCAAGAACGAGUUGCUGCAGCUGGAACUAGAGACCAAAGCCGAUAAGGAGAAGGAAACUCAACAAAAGUUGGAUGAACUUCAGAAGGCCUACAACCACGAGAGCAUGAAGCGCACUCGUCUCACCUUCGACAAGGAGGAGAUGGUGUAUCUGCUCAAGACGCGCACCGAGAAGCUGCACAAUGCCGAGGCUCGGCUGCAUGAGCGAUCCCUCAGCUCGCAGGACGGUUCGCACUGCUUCAGCCGCAGCACCAACGAGUCAUCGUCAUCGCCCACAUCGCCGAUGAUCAAGGGAAUGAUCGAGAGGAACGACUCGAUCAGCUGGACCCUGGAGAUCGACGGCGAGACGCCCAAGGUGAACUCCGCAAAGAUGGUGCGUCGCAACGGAUCCCUACGCGGCAGCAACGAGCGCAGCCCCAUCCAGCGCCGCCAGCAGUCGAUAAGCAAUGGACACGCCAACGGCCACACAUCGUCGUCCCUCAGGAAUGGCACCUCAUCGUCGGUCCACAGAAACGGCGGCUCAUCAUCGCUUGGACCUAAUCCGCUCUCGCAGAGCAUGUCGGCCACAGCGCUGAUGCGUGGCAACUCUCUCAGCGGCGAGUCGGAGGCCCGCACCCGAUCCCAUUCCAUGUGCAUCAAGGCCUCGGCUUCGACGUCCGCUGUUUGCGAGAAGCGACACACAUCCGACGCCGCGCUGGGCGGAGAGAUGCUUUUGCCCGACUGGAACGAGGAUCAGCAUCCCGUCUGCUCCAGCUCGCCACAUCCCACGCUGCAGUCGGAGAUGCGUCCGCGCAGCUCCACCAUUAAGCUCAUGUCGUCCGAGGCCAAUGCCCUGAAGAAGUUUCAGGAGAUUCAGGAGUCGGCCGGCGAGGCCAUGGUCUCCGGUGCCAACUCCGAGGACGAGAGCUGCUCGGCCUCUUCGGAGGACAUGAUGCGCAGCUCCACCUCCAGCACGGCCUCGGUGGGCUCCCUGUCCAAGCGACCGAAGCAGCCGUCCUCCCGCAUGUCCAUUGAGGAGGCGCUGCCCUGCACCCCCAUGGAGGUCAGCUGGUCGGAGGAUGCCGCCGAUGCGGAGGCCGAGGCAUGACAGGACAUGCCGGGCGUGGGCUACGAGGAGCGGGCAGUCAUCGAGCAGAUUGCCGUUGCCGAGGCAGCCGAAGAGGCUUACGAGAUGGCCGCCUAUGCCGUGAGUGAUGUCCAGCAGGAGGAGCUCAUUGUGGGCGAGCCCGGGGACGACGACGACGACGAUGACGAUGAGGAGGAUGAGGACGACGAUGAUAGCUUCUAAAGCGCCCAAACACCUUGUGAAAGAACAUGAAAUGGAAGUCAGAGGGGAAGCAUAGCUUGGCAAUUCUUUCAGCAGUACCCUUAAAUGAUAAUGAUAUAAUUUACAAACAAAUAUAAUAGUUGAUAUUUCAGAAUUGAAAAUGUUUGUGUAAAUAAUUGCAUUUAGCAUUGUAGUAGAUAUGAUAUAUAUAUGUAGUAGAUGCCCUACUUUACCUAUGUAUAACAGGAUAAUGCAUGGAUAUAUAACAGAUUACAGAAUUACAGCUAGUAGAGCACUGCAAGCGGAGCCGUCACACUGUCCGUCUGUCAUACGAGUAUGGGAUACGGAAUAUGGAAUAUUGGAAUAUAGGAAUAUAGUAUAUGGAAGGGGACACAUAAAUGUUAAAGUAUACCAGUAACUUUUUUAAUGGAACACCCACAGACACACACAAUAUAACAAUAUAACAUACAGAAAGCUAAGCCAAGUUCAGGAUAGCUGCUGCAUACAGUACAUACUCGUAUAUAAAUCUUAAACAUGUUUCAAACUAAUCAGGAGUACGAGCAGAACUCCUGCAGUAAAGUAAUGGGUAGCAUUUAGCUGAAGCAGUUGAAUAUUUGCAUAAAACUUAUUACGAUACCCCGUACCAUAGCGAUAUUGAUAUUGAUAUUGUACUCUAACCGCGACUCGCUGAUUUCGUACACGUAUAUGUAUAUGUAUGUGUUAAUCCCAAUCCAAAUACUAGCCUCUAGCGAUUCUCAACUUACAAUCCCCAAGCUCAAACCCACAACAAAUCCAUUCACUCGAUGUCCUUAAAUGACUUACCUUAAACGCCCGCUAAUCGUGUGUAAUAAUAAUAAUAAUAAUAAUAUUAACAAUAAUGUACCAAUUAGUAUGUCAGAUCUUUAAGCUUUAUUCUUGUGUUUUGUAUGGAAAUUCUAGAUGUACGCGUAUUUAUUAUUUAGUUUUUAAUGCCUUGUGGAAUGAGAAAGGAACGCAAAUUGAAACUGUUUAAAAUCCUAGUUUAUACGAGAGUACUCUCUCAACUAUACAUAUAAAUAGACAUACAUACAUAUAUAUAUAUAUUCGCGUACGUAUGAAUUUGUAUUAGUUUUAGUUACAUAUGUUUUAAUUUUUUGUUAUCCUUGGAUUGUAUCCGAGUCUCCGAAGUAUGCGAGUUUUAUAUGUAUAGAUUCGGAAUACGCAAACUUUGUAACACGCAGGCAUUGUCAUUAACUUUUAAGUAUUGUAUGUUAUUUUUAUUUUUAUUAUGUGUGAGAGAACUACAGCUGAGAGGGAAUCCAACCCCAGGCGCCAAUCAAAGGAAACUCUGUCCCUGAGCAGGUGCAGAAAAAACAGCGGGAGAAACGUUGCUACAGAAUAAAUCCCUAUGAAUAUUUUUUGCUAAAUAAUUUCAAGAAGCCCAUAAAUAAAUAAGUAAUUGUUUCAGAAACUA
This is a messenger RNA of Drosophila obscura, 8681 nucleotides long. It is a transcript of the gene toc, whose product is annotated as cingulin. The transcript is spliced from 10 exons. Bases 638 to 7048 code for a protein of 2136 amino acids. Lineage: Eukaryota; Metazoa; Arthropoda; Insecta; Diptera; Drosophilidae. The record is from RefSeq and is a predicted model, not a curated record. Gene Ontology annotation, cellular component: cytoplasm; nucleus. Gene Ontology annotation, molecular function: microtubule binding.